Molecule: messenger RNA, 1083 nt
Organism: Phytophthora nicotianae INRA-310
Lineage: Eukaryota; Oomycota; Peronosporomycetes; Peronosporales; Peronosporaceae
Exons: 3
Coding region: 1-999 (332 amino acids)
Source: RefSeq, a predicted model, not a curated record
AUGUCCACGUCACCAAUCGAUGCCCCACUUACGCUGUCAAGUCCGCCAACGGGAAGUGGAAGCAAAGACGUUAACAAGCCUUUCAAGGUCCGUUCGGAGCUGUUGGCAUCCACUCGCCUGGCCUCAAAGGCUCAGCUACUGCAUCAUAACCGUUCAUUGUCGAUCCAAGUGAUCGCCCAUGAAGUUUUCUUGCUGGUUAUUGCAUGCACUAAAUGUUUUGCAGUAGCAAACAAAGAACCACCCAUGAUAGGAAUUUUGGGAGGCGGCAAUGUUGGAACCACAGUUAUCAUGACACUCUUAGCCAAUGGAUACCGUGCCGAGCGUAUGGCGCUGUCCACCCGUCAACCAGAUCGAAUCCCUCGAUGUGAAGCACUAAAAGCUCCUUCAGCUCUGCCAAUGUUCCAGUUACUACGACAAUGCACGUUGAAGAGCGUGACUAUUCAAAUUCGACACUCACUGGCUGCAAGCGCAGAAGCCCCGCCACUUGUGAUCAGUGCGCUGUGUGGUGUCACUGAUCAUACUUUGAGUAAGGCCUGUGGAUCCCAAGCAGUCGUCCGAGUGCAGCCUGAAGUCACGAAAAUUGCGAGCUUAUGGCAUGAGCAACACGAGGAACAUGCUGAUGAAGAGCAACCUGUCGAUGCUCGACUAGCGAGUUUAUCGAUGAACUUGCCGGAUUAUCAACAAGGUAUGGCUGGUCGAGAUCAGCAGCUUCUACCACUUCGUCUAGCAGCAGAAGCAAUCGCAACCCAAAGAGAAGAAGUACGCAACUUAAUGCAAGCGUUUUGCUUGCUUUGCCGUCGCGCUUGGAGCCAAGCUAUGAGCACAGAGGGCAUAGGGAAAGUGCUAUUUGGUGACAAGAAUGAAGUGGUAAUGGAAUCCCUUGGCCAGGUGCUAUCCGACUCCAAUGGAGAACAGCAGCGGCAGAAUGAGGACAGCAAUAACCCGUUUGUGAGUUCGAAUUGGCCAUUGGAAUGGGAGCAGGAUUUGGUCGAUCUAUAGGCACAACUAGUAUUGCAUGCUCUACAGCACUCAACGUAAAACAAGAUAGGGCGGUAAAUAUAGCGAAAUGUGCUUUUUUUUCGA